GAGCUGGGAAAAUACGGCUUGCUGUACUACAACGCACUGUUUAUGAUCCUUCCCACCUUGACCAUUGCCUACUUCACCGGAGAUGCGCAAAAGGCAAUGGAGUACCAGGGCUGGGCAGACACGCUCUUCGUCAUGCAGUUUACGCUGUCUUGUGUGAUGGGGUUUAUUCUGAUGUACUCCACGGUUCUUUGCACUCAGUAUAACUCUGCUCUUACAACUACAAUAGUUGGCUGCAUUAAGAAUAUUUUAAUAACCUAUAUUGGGAUGUUUUUUGGAGGAGACUAUAUUUUUACAUGGACGAACUUCAUUGGUCUAAAUAUCAGUAUUGCUGGAAGCCUGGUGUAUUCCUACAUCACUUUCACGGAGGAGCAGAUGAGCAAGCAGUCUGAAGCUGGCCUCAAGAUGGAUAUUAAAGGAAAAAGUUCCGUGUGA
Eurypyga helias (sunbittern) is the source of this 432-nucleotide messenger RNA. It is a transcript of the gene SLC35D1, whose product is annotated as solute carrier family 35 (UDP-GlcA/UDP-GalNAc transporter), member D1. Gene Ontology annotation, cellular component: Golgi apparatus. Gene Ontology annotation, molecular function: antiporter activity; GDP-fucose transmembrane transporter activity. The transcript is spliced from 5 exons. NCBI's taxonomy places the organism in Eukaryota, Metazoa, Chordata, Aves, Eurypygiformes, Eurypygidae. The annotation marks the transcript as partial. The record is from RefSeq and is a predicted model, not a curated record.